This is a messenger RNA of Sciurus carolinensis (gray squirrel), 1940 nucleotides long. It is a transcript of the gene Orai1, whose product is annotated as ORAI calcium release-activated calcium modulator 1. Gene Ontology annotation, cellular component: membrane. Gene Ontology annotation, biological process: store-operated calcium entry. The record is from RefSeq and is a predicted model, not a curated record. Gene Ontology annotation, molecular function: store-operated calcium channel activity. The coding region runs from base 760 to 1554 and encodes 264 amino acids. Lineage: Eukaryota; Metazoa; Chordata; Mammalia; Rodentia; Sciuridae. The transcript is spliced from 6 exons.
GCCUUUGAGGGGCUCAGAAGGAAAUUAGUACAGCUCCAUAUCUGCAUGGACUUCAUAACUUUUAAACUCUCGGACUGAAAGAUAUGGGGACACACACACACAAACACAGGUACAGGAAGUACAGCCAGACCAGAGCCUUUUCAGACCGCAGGUGACCCGAAGACCGUUGCCUUUCAUUCAUUCGUCUGCUCGCCUCGGUGGAGUUCUUUACUAGCCUACGAUCCCUGAAAGAGAAAUUGGACAUAUUUUUUAAAGGUCCUUGCGCCCUCCCAGAGGAGGAAAUUGAUGCUCUGGAGAGAAAUACCCAGAGUCGGAUCUGGCGUCUUCUAACGCAGCUCGCAAACAAGCGAAAGACAGGGUCUGGAUAAGUUGCCGAGGCUGGUCUGGAACUUGAGAUCCUUCUGCAUCAGCCUCCUGAGAUGACAGACGAUGUCAGCGGCUUCUCCAAAGGUCAUUAACCAGUGAUACAUCAAGUGCAACCUUGAUUCAUACAGAGCAGCCUUGAUAGGAAAUCCCCUCUUCUUCACCUGGCAGCAUUGAUUCCUGGCAGAAACCAGGGCUUCCCCUCCCUGGUGAGGAAGGAAUGUCAUGAAUGAGGAUCCUUGGCUCUUCUCUCUAGCACUAAGAAAUCUCUGCACCGCCUCUUGCAAAUAAAUUGAGAGCAGUUCUGGAAGUUUCAAGUCCAAGAUGCAGCAGAUUCAGUGUUUGGUGAGGACCUACUUCCUGGUUCACAGAGAACCUGUGACUGUGUGACCUUAUAUGGAGAGAGUGCUCUGCAGCUGCGAAGGAUCUCAAGACGUGGAGAUUAUCCUGGGCCUGGUGUCAUCACAAGGGCCCGUGCAAGAGACAGACAAGGAGGUGUGUCAAUGGAAACAGACUGGAGUGAUGUGCUUUGAAGAUACUGGACAGGGCCACAAGCCAAGGAAUACUGGCAUCCACUCAAAGGUGAAAAAGGUGGCCAUGGUGGAGGUGCAGCUGGAUGCUGACCACGACUACCCGCCAGGCCUGCUCAUCGCCUUCAGCGCCUGCACCACGGUGCUGGUGGCAGUGCACCUGUUCGCGCUCAUGAUCAGCACCUGCAUCCUGCCCAACAUCGAGGCCGUGAGCAAUGUGCACAACCUCAAUUCGGUCAAGGAGUCGCCGCACGAGCGCAUGCACCGCCACAUCGAGCUGGCCUGGGCCUUCUCCACCGUCAUCGGCACGCUGCUCUUCCUGGCUGAGGUGGUGCUACUCUGCUGGGUCAAGUUCCUGCCCCUCAAGAAGCAGCCGGGCCAGCCACGCCCCACCAGCAAGCCCCCGGCCGGCGGGGUGCCCACCAACACCAGCAGUGGCAUCACCCCAGGCCAGGCCGCAGCCAUCGCCUCUACCACCAUCAUGGUCCCCUUCGGCCUGGUCUUCAUCGUCUUCGCCGUCCACUUCUACCGCUCACUGGUCAGCCACAAGACGGACCGACAGUUCCAGGAGCUCAACGAGCUGGCCGAGUUUGCCCGCUUGCAGGACCAGCUGGACCACAGAGGGGACCACCCCCUGACGCCUGGCAGCCACUAUGCCUAAGCCCUGCCACUGGGCCCCUCAGUGCUUUGGCCUUACGCCCUUCCCCAUGACCUUGUCCUGCCCCGGCCUCGAGGACAGCCGCGCAGGAGGCUGGGCUUGAUCAGGGCACAGAGUAGAGGGAAGGGGCUUUUUAAACAAGGAAUUACUGCACUUUGAGACUUUCUUCCGAGAGAGUAAGCACUUCCUGUUCUUCCAGCUCCAGGUCCACCUCCUGGGAGGAGGCAGUGGGGGCCAGAGUGGGGACAGAUGCUCUCUGUCCCUGUUCCAUCCCUGUGCCAGUGCCACCCGGAUGCUUCCUGUCCUUUCCGGCUCAUCCUCCCUCCCUGUUCAGUGUCGAGUGUGUGCGUGUGUGUUAGCACAUAAAUAUACUCGUAAGGGACACCUCU